ACUUUAUAUCUUCCAUGAGGUUGGUUUCGUUUUGUUGGUUUGUUUUUUUCCUGAACUAUCUUACCAUAAAGAACACUUUUUAAUUAGCAAUUAAAAACAUUAAAAGUUUUCCAGUCCCACUUAAAAGUAGAAAGCUACUUGUGUCAAGUUUUGUUGGGUUGGGAUGGAUUUUCUACAAAGACUUAAACUGCCUUGUGAUUUUUACGUAAAUAUGUAAAUAUACCAGUGGGAUUUAAUUAUGUGGGUCAGGAAGUGUUUUUAAGAUGAGCGACUCCCAAGUAUAAACAUUUUUAAUAGUGAAAAUUCUAAUGAAAACUUACAAAAGCAUUACUUGCCACUUUGGAAUUGCACAGAUGGAAUGGAAAUGAACUCGACAUCCUUCAAAUACUUUCUUUAAAUCUUUUUAACUACAACUUGGUGUAGUCCUCAACAGAGAAGAAGUGUCUGAGCUGUUUCCCUGCUAAUCCAUACCAGUCUGACUGCAGCUGAUACAAGAUUCCAGUUCUUUCUACAGCUGGGAGAAAGGCUGCAAGACAAUACUAAAAGCAUGCAAAUUCCCCACGGUUCGACCAAAAAUAGCCUGGAUAACAACUGUAUGGAGGUUUAAGUCAACUACAGCUGGGUCUUACUCUUGAGCUUGUGACCAGUAAACAGAAGCAACCCUGGUUACCUCCUACACAACAUCUGGUAUCAGCAAACUAUUCCAUUCUGGUAGCACAUGAGAGACUAAAGCUCAAGCAAUCAAGACAAUGGCUAGCCAAGUGUGGACAUAAUUCAUGGACAUCCCAGAAGUUUGGGUACACCCGUGGAAGCUAUCUUGUGUUUGAAAAUCCUGCUGCAUUGUGGACAGAUGACUGAAAUUCAUAACUGCUAUAAACCAGAGACAGAGAUGAAAAAUCACUCUUCUAGACUGGAGUGACACCAAAACCAAAGACCCGUUUGCUACCUCUGCUAUGUUCUCAUGAGAUCAAAAUUGCAGGCUGCACCUUCCUUGUUCAAGCUGACAGUGAUGGACAUGGUAGCAGUAGCCUCAUUCAGGAAUUCGGCUAAAAGUAAAGUCAGAUGCUACGAGCUACCUCAGCACUGGGCAAGGCACCAGGCGACUCAUUUUGGUGACUACCAGGUGAUGACAGGCCGCUGCGAGGCCCUUUAUCCAAAAAGCUACCAGCACUCCCCGGGGACAAUGGACCGCUCAGCGGAUGCAUCCGGGGUCCUGGGAGGCUCAGAUAUUGGGUCACAGAAGGACAGAGUGGUGACUGAGGAGGAAUGGCUGCAAAAAUGGGAAAUGGGUAACAUUGGGUUUCACAAGGAACAAGGGCAUCCGCUCCUCCAGAAGUAUCUGGAUGUUCUUUUAAAUGGCAAGACUGGACUGAGGAUAUUUUUCCCACUUUGUGGUAAAGCAGUAGAGAUGAAAUGGCUGCUGGACAUGGGGCACAGCGUUGUUGGUGUGGAAGUCAGCGAGCAAGCACUGAAGGAAUUUUUUGCAGAACACAAUCUGCCUUAUUGCGAGGAGCCAGUCCCAGAGAUUUCCAGAGCAAAAAAGUUGUGGAGUACCUCUGGGAACAUUUCUCUGUACUGCUGCAGUAUUUAUGAUUUGUCCAGCUCAAUAGUUGGCAAGUUUGAUGGGGUUUGGGACAGAGGAGCUCUAGUAGCUGUGAAUCCACGCGACAGACAACGCUAUGUCAGUUUAAUGAUCACCCUAAUGGAGAAAAAUUCUUCUUAUCUCCUUGUUACUGUUUCAUAUGAUCCAAACAAACACAAAGGCCCACCGUUUUAUGUUCCUGAAUCUGAAAUUAAAAGCUUGUUUGGCAACCACUGUGAAAUUAAGUGUCUUCAAAAAGUUGAUGACUUCUCAGACAGACACAGACAAUGGGGACUAGAUUAUUUUCUGGAGGUGCUAUAUAUACUCAAGUUUGUAGCUUGAUUAAAAUUAAUUAAAAUAACUUACAUCCCA
Molecule: messenger RNA, 1954 nt
Organism: Tyto alba (common barn owl)
Lineage: Eukaryota; Metazoa; Chordata; Aves; Strigiformes; Tytonidae
Gene: TPMT
Product: thiopurine S-methyltransferase
Exons: 12
Coding region: 962-1924 (320 amino acids)
Molecular function (GO): thiopurine S-methyltransferase activity
Source: RefSeq, a predicted model, not a curated record